Betta splendens (Siamese fighting fish) is the source of this 1453-nucleotide messenger RNA. RefSeq names its product metabolism of cobalamin associated Da (gene mmadhca). The coding region runs from base 144 to 1046 and encodes 300 amino acids. Gene Ontology annotation, cellular component: mitochondrion. Gene Ontology annotation, biological process: cobalamin metabolic process. Lineage: Eukaryota; Metazoa; Chordata; Actinopteri; Anabantiformes; Osphronemidae. The transcript is spliced from 8 exons. The record is from RefSeq and is a predicted model, not a curated record.
UUAUAUCGUAUAGCUCGCUUUAAUGGAAGUUAUCAAAUCUGCGCAUGCGUUAUUUGGACUCGUCACUUCCUGUCGCUGUGUGGACGAGAAGAGCAGAGGACGUGCAUCUCUACAGGUUACACGAUUAAAACCAACCGACCACAAUGUCCAGCAGCGUGCUGUGUGGUCGAGUCGGGCUGGUUCUAUCCCAGACCACUCGCCAUCAGGCUUUAGCUGCUCUCCUGGUCGGCAAAUUCAGAAACUUCUCAGCUGCAAGCUCCGAUGAGCCCUACACAGCUGUAUCACCCACACAUUCAGGUCCCAGAACUGUGUGGCCCGAUGAGAACAUGGGACCUUUCGGACCUCAGGACCAGCGGUUUCAGUUACCGGGCAACGUUGGGUUUGACUGUCACCUCGAUGGCAUCACGGACCAAAAGAAAGCUCCAGUUCACACGAUAGUGCCUGACUUACUGACGACGCCAAGCAGCACAGAGAGGCAUCACUUUAUACUGGCCCAGUUUGUCAAUGAAUUCCAUGGAAAACUUGGUCCUAUAUCUAUGAGAGUUCACAAAGCUGAGCAGUACUUUAAUCAAACAGACACACAUUGUUUCAUAAAUUCUUGCCCUGAGUUGUUAAGAAAAGAUAUGGAGAUGAUGUUUCCCUCGGCACCUACAAAUUCCAUCACAGUUGUGACGGUUACGCAGAUAAGCAGCCGACAUGAGACGUCAUCAGAGCAGGACAGAGAUCAGAUGCUUCACAAGUUUGUGAGUGGUGCUAAGGAGAUGUGCUUCGCACUGUGGACUGAAGGGUACUGGGCAGACUUCAUUGACCCGACAACAGGCACAGCGUUCUUUGCAUCUCCAUCCAGUCCAAAUGUUCAACGAGCAGAGGAGGAGCCGACACAUCUGAGUUUUCACAUCGAGGUAUCAGGCUCCUGCACAGUUAUCAGCCACAUCCUGAGAGGAACGCCUUUGUUUGUGGGGACGGUUUUUACCAAUGCACCUACUCACAGUGCCGCCAUCGGCAGACUACAAGGACUUUCAAAUGUACAAGAUGAUGAAGAAUAGGCUUUAUUAUUUUUAUUUAAUGUUUUAUGGAACUCUAUUCAAACGUGAGGCCUCUAUUUAUGCUUUAAAGAAGCUGGGAAGUUAAUGUGUGAUUGUGCAGAUGGACACGUUUAGUGUAAUUAAAAAUUGAACUGACUCUAAUACAGACUUGGUGCUGUUUGACCCACUGGUCACCUUUAUGUCUUGUUCAUCUUGCAAAAUGAUGUUCAUAGAAAUGUGAAAUAGAAAAAUUUCAGACACACUCAUCCAGCUCGGUAAUUAAAACACCGUUAAGAUUUCUCCAACUUGACACUUUUAUACACACCGUUUAUCUGUUGCACAGGAUCUAAAGGAAAGUGCAAACUGUUUCUAUUGAAGCAGUAAACUUGUCAGAGCUGCUGAACUAAUUAAAUGACUUCUCACAGUGA